Molecule: messenger RNA, 1580 nt
Organism: Cyanistes caeruleus (blue tit)
Lineage: Eukaryota; Metazoa; Chordata; Aves; Passeriformes; Paridae
Source: RefSeq, a predicted model, not a curated record
UUUGUUUUUCAGCUUGUCCAGGAGUUCAAUACCCAGGUGGCUCUCUAUCGGGAGCUGGUCAUUUCUAUUGGGGAUGUCUCACUCACCUGUCCUUCUCUGCAUGCGGAAUUGCACAAAACUCGAACCCGAGGAUGUGAGAUGGCCUAUCAGGCUCAUCAAAAACUAGCAGCAAUUUCUGGCCCAGAAGAUGGUGAAAUCCAUCCUGAAAUCUGUAGACUAUAUAUCCAGUUGCAGUGUUGCUUAGAAAUGUACACAACAGAAAUGCUGAAGUCCAUAUGUCUGCUGGGAUCACUGCAGUUUCACCGGAAAGGAAAAGAACCUUGUGGCCCACCCAAGAACUUAGAUACUAAAGUGGAGGAAAGUUCUGAAGUACCUAUUUUAGAAGACACGUCAUUAUCACCAACAGAUAUUCAACAGCAUCUAUGGCAGGUUUCCACAGAUAUUGAAAACACUGAAAGAGAUAUGAGAGAAAUGAAGAACCUUUUAAGUAAACUCAGGGAGACUAUGCCUUUACCACUGAAAAAUCAAGAUGAUAGCAGCCUCCUAAACUUGACUCCUUACCCACUGGUAAGAAGACGGAAGCGAAGAUUCUUUGGAUUGUGUUGUCUUGUCUCAAGUUAGAAGAUUAAGCACAGGAGUACCAUGGAGAUCAUGACUUUGAUUAAACCACUAUUAUUUGAUGACUGAAAAGAUGAAAGUGGCUAAUAUUGAUUAUAAAGUAUAUUUUCUACACUAAGCUAUUAAUUUUUGCCUUCUGCUCCAUCCUCCUUUUCAGAUAAGGGUUUUAAUACUUUCAAGUCUUGAAAGGCUGUGUAACAGAUCUAGCAUAUGUAAAACUUUUUAAAGUAUGUUUUGCAUGCUUACUUUCAGUCACUCAAAGAAGACACAAGAAUUAUGGUUCAUAGAUAAUUUUAGAGGGUUUUUUAAUUGUUUGAGCCACCGGUAAAAGUUUGUGCAUAGUACAGUACUCUUACUAGUAUCAUAUUAAAAUCAUACUCUAACAGUCUUUAAGCAUAGAAGAAGAACAUUUGAUUAUUCUCUCACAGUCUUUAAGCAUAGGAAACUAUUUAAGAGCAAAACUAUUAAGGUUCUAAGACAUUAAAACAAUAUUGUAACAGAAUUUAUAAAAUAUAAUCCAGUUGCUUUUUGUGCUCUCAUUCAUAUUUAGUCUUCCACUGUAUCUCAACUUCAAAGCUUUAUAGAAGAAUACCUUAAUUUAUUAUACAAAAACCAUAUAUGAAAAUAGUUAGGAGUUGUAAAUACAGAGAAAUCAUAAUAUCCUCAAACUGUACAAUGCUUAGAAGCAACAGAAUUCCUUUUAAGCCAAUAGUAUAUCUACAAGCUUUUCGGAAAAAAAAAAAAAGUAAUUUAUUAAAAGAAGGUGUAUUAAAAUAAACAAUGUAAAACACAACACCAACCCAUUUUGUUGCCAGUAGAACUCAAAGCAUGGUGUCUGCAUAUCACUAAGUAUUGAUCUGAUAAGGCAUGCCAAAAUUAUCUCAGACUGUAAGAUAUUAAACGUUUUACAUUGUUAAUAAAGUUUUUUAUUUAAAUUAAACGUUGUCUUGUUUCUAGUUGUA